Molecule: messenger RNA, 1938 nt
Organism: Gossypium raimondii (Peruvian cotton)
Lineage: Eukaryota; Viridiplantae; Streptophyta; Magnoliopsida; Malvales; Malvaceae
Exons: 9
Coding region: 1-1938 (645 amino acids)
Source: RefSeq, a predicted model, not a curated record
AUGGUGGCGUCUGAGUACGAAAAAUGUGUUCACUUUAAGGAUGGUUUGAGGGAUAGUUUGAAAGUUUUAAUAGCUCCGCAGAGGGAGCAAAAGUUUGAUGUUCUGUUAAACAAGACGAAGAUCGCCGAAGAGGUUAAGCGCGUUGAGUGCCAGAAUAAAGAUCGUGAGAGAGGAAAGAAUAAGACGGAUUUGCAGCCCUCUAGUUCUGCUCAGAGGCCUAAAAAACGGGCCAGACCUGAUGGGCCUUAUAGAUUAGGAGUUCCAGUUGCUCCUACCGGGGUUCAACCGUACAGUGACUGUGGUAGGCGCCAUCCAGGUAAUCUACAGACUGAGGCGGGUCAGUGCGACGAAAGCUCAACGAGGGUAGUACAGCAGCCGCCUAGAGGUCGUGGUCUGGCCAGAUGUGGAAAUGGUUUGGGUAAGGGACAAAGAGCACUAGGCAGAGGUGCUAUUCUGACUGAGGCGAGUUUGGAUUGUGCAACAAAGGGGGUAGUUUUGAGGACCGAGGAUGAUGUCGAAGUUGUUGUGAUCGGCGAGCAUCGGGAUUACUUGUCCAAUGUAAUCUCCGUUCUAGUGGCAAAAAAAUUGGUUCGAAAAAAGUGUGAAGCAUACUUGGCUUGCGUAAGUGUUUCAACCUUUGGGGACUUUUCUGUUAAGAACAUCAGAACAGUGAGGGAAUUUUUUGAUGUUUUUCUCGAAGAGUUAUCGAGUUUACCUCCGAAUCGAGAAGUUGAGUUCGGCAUUAAGCUUCUAUCGGGUACAUGUCCGGUAUUCAUCGCUCAUUAUCAAAUGGCACCGAAUGAGCUUACAGAACUAAAGGCUCAACUUCAAGAGCUUCUGGAUCGUGGAUUCAUUCGUUCUAGUUAUUAUCGGAGGUUUAUUGAGGGGUUCUCAUUGAUUGUAGCUCCUUUGACUAAGUUUUUAAGCAAGAAUGUUCCUUUUGUUUGGACUGACGAGCAACAAUCAAGCUUUAAGAAGCUCGAGUCUAUUUUUACUCAGACUCAUGUUCUGAUACAACCUGAAUCUAGUAAGAAGUUCGUGGUUUAUAGUGAUAGUCGCAUGUCGCUUAAGUCAGAUAAGGGAAAUUAUCCGAUGCACGAUCUCGAAUUGGCUGCUGUGGUUUUUAUCUUAAAGGUUUGGAGGCACUAUCUAUAUGGUGAGAGGUAUAUCAUUUACACAGAUCACAAAAGUUUUAAGUACCUCCUUACUCAAAAGGAUUUGAACCUAAGGCAGCGUAGAUGUAUUGAGCUAAUCAAGGAUUAUGACUGCACGAUAGAGUCUCAACCUGGUAAGGCCAAUUUGGUGGUUGAUGCUCUUAGUUGUAGAGCAAUGUCUGAUCUGAAGGCGAUGUUUGCUCACCUAAGUCUCUUUGAGGAGGGAGAAGCGCAUAGUAGCCCUUAUACUAUACAUUCUGGUAGAAAUAAGAUGUAUCGGGAUCUCCGUAAACUCUACUGGUGGUCAAGUUUGAAACAGGAGGAACGUAUAACUAUGGACUUCAUUAGUGGGUUGCCUUUAACACCUACUCAGAAGCAUUCUGUAUGGGUCAUCGUGGAUCGGUUGACCAAGUUCGCUCAUUUCAUUCUUGUUCGAACAAAUUCUUCAUUGCAGAAGUUGGUCAAACUCUACAUUUCUGUGAUUUUGGAGUUACCUCCAGAUUUAGACCGUAUCCAUGAUGUGUUUUACGUCUCUAUGUUGAGGCGAUAUUGGUCUGACCCAUCUCACGUUGUUUUUGUUGAGGAGAUCGAGGUUAGACCAAGUUUGACAUUUGAGGAGGAGCAGGUUCAGAUUCUGGAUCGAGAUGUUAAGGUUUUGAGGAGGAAGCCUAUUCUGUUGGUUAAGCUUCUGUGGUGGAAUCAUAGCACUAAGAAAGCCACAUGGGAACCUGAGAACUCGAUUCGUCAACAGUAUCCUCAUCUAUUCGGACCAAGUAAAUUUUGA